AUGCCUUCAUUGAAGCGUGUUCAGGUGUCUGAGGACUCAGAGGAAACUGAUGGGUCUAUGAGUUCGAAGCGACAGAGAACGAACUCGGGUUUAUCAGGCUCAGGCUCAUCUCCUGCUGCUGCGCCAAACUUUCUCGCUGUCGAUGAUGAGAUUCUUUCUGACGAUGAGCUCGAACUUCGGCAAACCCAAAUAAUUCAAGAAAAAUAUUCCCACCACAUCGAAGAGGCCAACGUGCCCGCCGAGCAUGGAAUCCUCGAACGCGUCGAAUGCUACAACUUCAUGUGCCAUGACCACUUCAACAUAGAGUUAGGCCCUUUGAUUAAUUUCAUUGUUGGUAAGAACGGCAGUGGUAAGAGUGCGAUCCUGACUGCGAUCGUUCUUUGCUUGGGAGGUAAAGCGGCUGCCACCAAUCGCGGCCAAAGCUUGAAAAGCUUCAUCAAAGAAGGCAAAGAAAAUGCACAAAUCAUCGUGCGGAUCAAGAAUCAAGGUGACGGCGCCUACAUGUCGGAUGAUUAUGGUAAAUCUAUCGUCGUGGAACGGCAUUUCAACACCGCUGGAAAUAGUCAAUUCAAGAUCAAGGCCGAGAACGGAAGGAUUGUCUCGACAAAGAAAGCCGAGUUGGACGCCAUCACAGACUACUUUUCGCUCCAGAUCGAUAAUCCCAUGAAUGUGCUGUCCCAGGAUAUGGCCCGUCAAUUCCUCAGCACAUCCAGCCCGGCGGAGAAAUACAAGUUUUUCGUCAAGGGCGUCCAACUUGAACAGCUGGAUCAAGAUUACCGGCUAAUAGAGGAGUCGGUGGAUCAGAUCGAAGAGAAGCUGCGGGCAUCGGCGACGGAUAUAGCUAUCUUGGAAGAUCGCAAGGUCAGAGCUCAGAAAAAGCUGGAGGCAUCCGACCAGCAUGAUUCUCUGCGAGCCAAGGUGAGGAGUAUUCGAAGCCAGAUGGCUUGGGCCCAGGUUGAAGAGCAGGAAAGGAUGGUGAUUGAACUCGCCGACGCCAUCGCUAUAUCCGACCAAAAGAUCGCCGAAGCCGAGUCCGACCUCACACGGUUUGAUACCUUGUUCGACGAGGUCGAAACCGAAGGAACGGCCGCCGAUGAGCAUGCCUGGCGAGCUGCAGUGGCAUUCAAAGAGGCCGAAGAAGCUCAAAAAGAGGUCAAAGAGAGACAAGCCGAGGAAUUGGCCCGAAGAACCGAGCUCCAGGUACCCAAUCUUUCUCAAUCCUUUUUCUUUUUCAGCAAGAGAGCGGAUGGAAGAAACCCAAAAAAGAUAGACAGCGAGAAACAGCGCCUGGCUGAGGUCAGCAAUGGGGGCUACGCUCGCAAAGAAAAUGAGUGGGAGCAGGCCGUUAAAGACGCUUCCAUGGCCAAAGAUACAUACAAUGAGCACCGCAAUGGUGCCGCUGGCCUACAUAGCGAGGCUGAAGUUGCUGAAAGGCAAGAUUCAGAAGCAUGGCAGCCGAUUGAAUUAAAAAACAAGGAAAUCGAACAGGCCAAAAGUCAACUGGAAAACCUCAAUAGACAAGGCGGAGAAAUGCGGACAGGCAGGCACCCCAAAAUACCUACCUUGCUCAGAGAAAUCCAAAAGGAGCGCCACUUCCCGGUUUUCAUUGGCUCUGGGGGUCGUUUAGACACAACAGGAAAAGAACCAGACCCUCAAUUCGAUACAGUCUUGAGGACGCUUCAGAUUGAUAACGAAUUGGUCCGGCGACAACUGAUUAUCAACAAUGGAAUUGACCAGAUGCUACUGAUAGAGGAUCGGGAAACAGCUUCUACUACGCUCUUCGACGGCGCACGGCCUAGAAAUGUGCCAGUCUCCAGUUGCCGCAUGGACCAGGGGUCCAAGGAUGAAAUUCGAUUCUGCCUUGCAGAUCAGCGCGAAAUCGUCGCGGACCUAGAGCGUCAAUUGGGGGAUCUCGAGAAAGAGGCAGUCGCCGCUCGCUCACGCCGGGAUAAGUGUAAGCUGGCAUUGGCUCGGCACUCCAGAAUCCAGAAUGAUCUGCGUUUGGCUAUGCAGCAAGCCGAAGACCACGCUGAGGGGCUUAGAGAAGCCCUUGACAAAGAGAACGCCGACGAUGGAAGCAUCGACGCCCUCCAAGAAGCUCUCAAGGAGGCUGAGAGCGAAUUGCAGCUCAAUGAAGGUUCUUACGGAGAUGCUCAGGCUGCGAUGACUGCUAAAAUGCAAACACUUAAAGAGAUCAUGCGAGAAAUAAAUGCACAGACAACAGCCCUCGACGCCUUGAAAGUGAAAGUGAAUGUCGCUGAGAGCGAAAAGAAUGUCGUGGAGAAUAAACGGCGGACGCUUCACGACCAUAAAAACGCCGCCAUUGGACUUAUUGACAACGACAAAGCACAAAGAGCCAACCUCGUCCAGAAACGAGAACAAGUACAAGCACGAGUCGAGGAGUACAACGAAAAAGCCGCCAUGGUAUCCGAUCGGGUGCCUGUGGACGAAGGGGAGACUUCGUCAAGUCUGGAAAGAAAGUUGGAGACCCUGCAACGAGAUAUCAAUCGUUAUAAUACGCAAUUGGGAGCAUCUCGCGCGGAGAUUGCGGCCGAGGCAGCCAAAACGGCGACAGCAUAUUCAAUAGCCGCGUCUCAAGUUGAGGAGCUGUCCUCAUUGGCACACCGCCUUAAGGAUACCUUGAGUAAUCGCAAAAAGCGAUGGGAGAUCUUUCGAUCCCAUAUUUCGUCUCGGGCCAAGGCCCAAUUCACUUACCUUCUCAGCGAGAGGAGUUUCCGUGGUCGUCUGCUCACUGAUCACGUUGAACCCGAUAUUACGAAAGACGAUAGUACUGGACGGGGCGCAAAGACGCUCUCUGGCGGUGAAAAAUCCUUCUCACAGGUCUGUAUUUUGCUAUCCCUCUGGGAAGCCAUGGGAUCUCCGAUCCGCUGUCUAGACGAGUUUGAUGUGUAUAUGGAUCAUAUUAAUCGAAAGAUGUCCAUUGACAUGCUGAUGGUUGCAGCCAGACGGUCAAUUGGCCGCCAAUUUAUAUUAAUUACGCCGGGAUCAAAGACAGACAUCACGAUCUCUCCAGAUGUGGUGGUCAAAGAACUGGCUGCACCUGAAAGGGGGCAAACAAGAUUGAAUUUUCAGUGA
This is a messenger RNA of Penicillium soppii, 3096 nucleotides long. Its product is annotated as DNA repair protein SMC6. Gene Ontology annotation, molecular function: single-stranded DNA binding; damaged DNA binding. The coding region runs from base 1 to 3096 and encodes 1031 amino acids. NCBI's taxonomy places the organism in Eukaryota, Fungi, Ascomycota, Eurotiomycetes, Eurotiales, Aspergillaceae. The transcript is spliced from 13 exons. Gene Ontology annotation, cellular component: site of double-strand break; nucleus; Smc5-Smc6 complex. Gene Ontology annotation, biological process: double-strand break repair via homologous recombination. The record is from RefSeq and is a predicted model, not a curated record.